Molecule: messenger RNA, 2582 nt
Organism: Arachis duranensis
Lineage: Eukaryota; Viridiplantae; Streptophyta; Magnoliopsida; Fabales; Fabaceae
Exons: 4
Coding region: 1092-2438 (448 amino acids)
Biological process (GO): lipid catabolic process
Source: RefSeq, a predicted model, not a curated record
UACCUAAUAAAUAUGAAAGCCAAUGACCAAUAAUGAUGAACGUGUUCCAUUCAUGAUUCAUCAAUUGCACCAUGUCAUCUUCCCCAGCAAUUCAAAACCAAUUAGCCUUUGACUUGCAGGUGCAUCCACCACCAUUCCUCCCACCCCUUUUUGCUUUGAACAUCAAUUGAAUAAAAGAUUCAAGUUUUACUAUAUAUGACUUCACAACUCAGCACAAGGCAAAACGCCAAAACCCAACCCUUUUCCUCUAUCCUCAUACAUCUGAACCUCCUCCGAGGUUGUUUUUCCAACCGUGAAAAAGCCUAUGACACUGCCAACGCCAAAUUUGAUGUCUCCAGCCAAACUUUCUUCUUUGGUUUGAAUUUUGGUACCUGGGUGCCUUUACUCUUUUGUCCUUCCCUUUCUGGUACCUAGAUGUUUCCAACACUUUUUGGUUGUUAUUAGCCAAUGUAGAAAAUUGUGAUCAAACUGAUCAGUUUUGCCUUGAGGUUCCAUCAGCAUCAGAGUUUGAGUCUUAGAGUUUCUGGGUUUCCCUGGAAUACUUCAUUUUUCAAUUUUGAUAUUCAUCAAUCCCCUUUGCAAUUGUUUCCCGAAUUAAUUUGAUUCUCCAUAUUGUACUUUAGUUGUUUGUUGAGACAACUGUUACAGCAUUUAGCAAGAAGUUACGUUUGUUGUAACCUGUUGUUUCCUUGUUGAUCGUUUUGCCACUCUGGUUUGGCAUCUACUUUAUUCAAAUCACAAUUUGUUGUUACUGAAUUCUUUACCUGCAUAUAACUACCUUGUUGAACUUCUCAUCACAUACUACAUACAACUUAUUCCCUUUUUUCCUUUUUGGUUACAUUACAUCUGCUAUCAAAAUUUAUUGCUUCUGAUCUGUGAUAGGUGUUCCACAACUUUAGUAUCGAUAUUCUGUAUAUUGUAAGUAAUAAAGUACUUUUGUUGCAUUUAAGUGCACACUUGCUAGUUUCACUUGAGAUUGAUAUUCGUUUGUGAAUAGGAAAGUCAGAAAAUUUGGCAUAUUGUGGGAAACCCCCAUUUCGGAUUCCAUCUUACAUCUUACAUCUUACUUAGUAUGUGUAUAGGCACACAUAAUGUCAAUUGUCUGUGGCAUACCUCUUGUUGAGUGUGUUUACUGUUUGGCUUGUGCCCGUUGGGCUUGGAAACGAUGUCUUCAUACUGCAGGCCAUGACAGCGAGACUUGGGGCCUUGCCACAGCAGAAGAAUUUGAGCCUGUCCCUCGCCUUUGUCGCUAUAUUUUGGCCGUGUAUGAAGAUGAUCUUCGGAACCCUCUUUGGGCACCUCCUGGUGGCUAUGGAAUCAACCCUGACUGGUUGGUACUCAGAAAGACAUAUGAAGAUACACAAGGGCGCGCACCGCCCUAUAUGCUGUAUCUUGAUCACGAUCAUGCUGAUAUAGUACUAGCCUUUAGGGGUCUGAAUUUGGCAAAGGAGAGUGACUAUGCAGUUCUGUUGGAUAAUAGAUUGGGGAAGAGGAAAUUCGAUGGGGGAUAUGUUCACAAUGGGCUGCUGAAGGCGGCCGGAUGGGUUUUGGAUGCUGAAUGUGAAGUUUUAAGGGAAUUGGUGGAAAAGCAUCCAAAUUACACUCUGACUUUUGCUGGACACUCCCUUGGAUCAGGAGUAGCAGCAAUGUUGAGCAUGGUGGUGGUGCAGAAUCGGGAUAGACUUGGAAAUAUCGAGAGGAAGAGGGUCAGGUGCUAUGCUAUUGCACCUGCUAGAUGUAUGUCUCUAAACUUGGCAGUAAGAUAUGCAGAUGUCAUCAACUCUGUUGUACUUCAGGAUGACUUCUUACCAAGGACAGCCACUCCAUUGGAAGAUAUAUUCAAGUCUCUUUUCUGUUUACCAUGCAUAUUGUGCUUGAGGUGCAUGAGAGAUACAUGUAUACCAGAGGAAACGAUGUUGAAAGAUCCAAGGAGACUAUAUGCACCUGGUCGCCUUUACCACAUUGUCGAGAGAAAGCCUUUUAGACUGGGAAGGUUUCCCCCAGUUGUGAGGACAGCAGUGCCUGUAGAUGGAAGGUUUGAGCAUAUAGUCCUUUCUUGUAAUGCUACAUCAGAUCAUGCCAUCAUUUGGAUAGAGAAAGAAGCACAAAGAGCUCUUGAUUUGAUGCGGGAAAAAGAUAACACGAUGCAAAUACCUGCAAAGCAAAUGAUGGAGCGGCAAGAAACUUUAACUAGACACAGUCAAGAAUACAAAGCAGCAUUACAAAGAGCUAAGACAUUAGAUGUUCCUCAUGCUUCUACACCACCAUCACAAUAUGGUACUUUUGAAGAGGAGGGAGAGGAGAGUUCAAGAAGGUCACAGGGUGAGUCUUCUUUUGGCUCGACUAAUAGGAGUACAGUGGAGGAAAGCUGGGAAGAAUUAAUUGAGCGUCUUUUCGAUAAGGAUGAGCAUGGCCACAUUGUACUCAAGAAACAAUGAUCAUGUAAUUUAAGCUGGCAUAGAUGAAUAUAAAGUAUAGCCAUGAACACAAAAUUUCUUCAUUCUUUUGCAUUAUUUUGGUGGCUAGCUGUAUAUUAAUGAUGGAACAACACGAAAUGAAGAUUUGAUAGAUUUGGUUAGGAA